AUGGCGGCCAAUCCUAACGGCUACCCGCCCAAGACGCCGGCAUUCCUCGAUCUGCAGCGGAGAGCGGGCUUCAGGCACGAGAUUUAUAGGACAGAGGGAAAGUCUAAUAUCGAUCCGAACAACCUCGUUCACGCCACGGCUAUUGCAGCUCGGACACAGCCCGUCGCGGGCGUAGGCGCCUUCCAGCAGGGGCCGGCACCGCGAUCUGCUGCUGCCAAGGCACUGCUCAUCGCUUCAAUCGCGAACCGAGGCACGGUCGGCGCACGUACGGGGAUAUAUGACGAGCGCUAUCGCGGCCCAACUAUAGCGCCCUUUGACCGAGGCUGGGCUGGAGGUCAGCUGAAUGUAGCUGCUGCUCGAGCCCAAAUGGCGUCCAAUAACCUAUCUUUCGUGAGGCAGCUCGGGUGGGUCGGAGACUUCGGUCGCUCUGUCGACCCAGGACAGUUGGGUCUCCCGAUUUUCAUGCCGCCAAAUAACUUCACCAGACUGAGCCGCCUUUGGUCGGAAAGACUUGGUGGAAAGGACGGCUGGUGGUUGCCUGAGCACUUCAGUGCUGAGUGGGAUAAUGUCAACUACGAGCCUUUCUCCGAGGGCCUCACGAACUUUGCCACGGGCGCAGGCGCAGCAGGGGCAUUCAACGAGAAGAGCAACGUUUUCCACAUCGGAAUGUUGAUCUGGUGCUGCAUGCUGCUGCACGUGCCGGAAACCCCCCCGAGAUCAACGCCGAUACCGAAGUCAGGGGCCAACAUGGGCAACCAAGGGUGGACCUACGUCGGCGAAAUGAGACAGCGGAUGUACCAUGAAAAGUUCGGGAGAGUCCUCUGCGAUCUAGUCAGCGACUGCUGCAAGCACAUGCCCGCGGACCGGCCUGGUCUGGGCGCGCUGGCGGCGCGGGUGGCAGCCGGGGUGGCUCGCAACCCGAUCACAAACGACGACGCCAACUUUGUUCAGAGAACGUUACAGAAUCCCCCGCCUCCGAAUCCAGAGCCCGGCACUGUGGCUCCUGGGGCGCGCUUCGUACUGCCGUGGUGA
Molecule: messenger RNA, 1032 nt
Organism: Diaporthe citri
Lineage: Eukaryota; Fungi; Ascomycota; Sordariomycetes; Diaporthales; Diaporthaceae
Exons: 4
Coding region: 1-1032 (343 amino acids)
Source: RefSeq, a predicted model, not a curated record